CUGAAACCGGAAUCCUUUGUAUCCUCAACAGAUCCUUCAAUUGUGCGACACGCUCUCAAGUUUGGGGUUUACAAGAUCAAUCUCCAUCAGCAGGGAAAGGAGUUUGAGCCAAAAGCCACUACUGCGCUUCCUGGCACUGCCGACUUGUGCUUCCUGGUCCAGGAUGGAACCAACCUAGACGACGUCAUUUCCGACUUUCAGAAAUCGGGAAUCCAGAUUCUUGAAGGCGAGGAAGUGGUCGCCCGUACUGGAGCCCAGGGUCCAAUACGCAGCAUUUAUGUCAGAGAUCCAGACGGGAAUCUCAUCGAACUGUCGCACUACGAAGAUGCUCAUUAG
Molecule: messenger RNA, 336 nt
Organism: Verticillium alfalfae VaMs.102
Lineage: Eukaryota; Fungi; Ascomycota; Sordariomycetes; Glomerellales; Plectosphaerellaceae
Exons: 2
Source: RefSeq, a predicted model, not a curated record